AGAGAUGUCGUCUGGCAGCUCGGCGGUGUUAUUGUUGCUGCUGCUGCUGCCGUUGAAGCUGUUGAGACCAGCCGCUGAGUAUGCAGUUGCGGUGUCGUUUUCCUCGUUGACAUGCAUGCGUGAGGUGCGUAUGGAUCUAGGCGCAUAUAUCGGGCAUGGAGUAGAAGUUCGACCAGUAUAAACCCGCCAUGGUGGCCACCACAUUGUUGCAGCCAGCAAUCCACCAAUCAGACCAGCCCAGCGGUAUUUCGACGGGCUUGAGAGCAAACGCAUGCAUUUUGAGGACCCGCUUGUCGCGUCGCAGGUCAGCGACGACACAGCCUUUUACUCCUCCUUCCAACUCUGCAAAGCUAGCUCGACACACCCUCUUCUUAUAUUAUUCCUCUUCUCUCUGCAUCGCUGUUUCCAAUUUAUAUAAGAUUUUCAAGUUGCAAAGCAGGCGAGGAGAAAUUCAUUCACGAUGCAGAUGCUAACAAAGUUUGAGACGAAGAGCAGCCGCGUCAAGGGCGUUGCGUUCCACCCGAAGCGCCCCUGGAUUCUGGCUUCUCUGCACAAUGGCAGCAUUCAGCUGUGGGACUACCGAAUGGGCACUCUGCUUGAGCGCUUCGAGGAGCACGAGGGACCGGUCCGUGGGAUCUCGUUCCACCCGUCGCAGGAGCUGUUUGUAUCCGGUGGUGACGACUACAAGGUCAAGGUGUGGAAUUACCGGACCAGGCGCUGUCUGUUCACGCUGCAGGGCCACUUGGACUAUGUGCGCACAGCCCGAUGGAUCAUCACUGCGUCGGACGACCAGACGAUCCGUAUCUGGAACUGGCAGUCGCGCCAGUGUAUCGCGGUGCUGACGGGCCACAACCACUACGUCAUGAGCGCCGAGUUCCACCCGACUGAGGACCUGGUCGUGUCGGCGUGCCUGGAUCAGACAGUGCGUGUAUGGGACAUUUCGGGUCUGCGCCAGAAGAGCGCUGCUGGCGCGCAGCCAGUGAUGAUGGCCGAUCCGCUGGCCUCGCAGCGCAUGGGUGCCCAGGGCGAUUUCUUCAACGCAACUGACGUCGUGGUCAAGUUUGUGCUUGAGGGCCACACUCGCGGUGUCAACUGGGCCACGUUCCAUCCGACCAUGCCCCUGAUUCUGUCGUGCGGCGACGACCGGCAGAUCAAGAUUUGGCGCAUGAACGACUCGCGGGCCUGGGAAGUCGACACGUGCCGCGGACACUACAACAACGUCAACUCGGCGCUGUUCCACCCCAAGCGCGAGUUCAUCCUGUCGGACUCGGAGGACAAGACCAUUCGCGUGUGGGACACAACCCGUCGCACGCUGCUGGCCACAUUCCGCCGCGAGCAAGACCGGUUCUGGUGCCUCACGGCGCACCCGGAGCUGAACCUGUUUGCUGCAGGCCACGACAACGGCCUGAUUGUGUUCAAGCUCGAGCGCGAGCGCCCGGCUGCGGCUAGCCACCACAACAACCUGCUGUAUGUGCGCGAAUCGCAGAUCCGCAUCCACGACUUCGCCAACAACAACGACGCGGCUAUGAUUGCCAUUCGCUCGGCUCCCGCUGGGCAGUACCUCCCGCCGCCGCGCUCGAUGAGCUUCAACCCGGCAGAGAAGGCUGCGCGCCGUGGCACCGGAACCAGUGCCAUCUGGACGGGUCGCAACCGGUUUGCCGUGCUGGACAAGGCACAGCAGCAGAUCCUGAUCAAGGACCUGACGAACCAGACCACAAAGACUAUCCAGCCGCCAGUUACCGUCGAGGCCAUCUUCCCGGCCCCGGGAUCGCAGAUUCUGCUGGCCACUGCCACUUCGGUGGUGCUAUACGACGUGCAGACGCGCCAGAUGCUGGGCGAGAUCAGCGCAGCCCCGGUCAAAUACGUUGUGUGGAGCAGCGAUAUGUCGUCGGUGGCACUGCUGUGCAAGCACACGAUUACGCUGGCCAACAAGCACCUUGAGCAGCUGUGCCAGGUACACGAGACUAUCCGCAUCAAGAGCGCGGUGUGGGACGACUCGGGUGUGCUGCUGUACACCACGCUGAACCACAUCAAGUUUGCACUGCCCCAGGGCGACACGGGCACCAUCCGCACCAUCGACAACCCGAUCUACCUGGUUCGCGUCAAGGGCGGUGAUGUGCACUGCCUCGACCGCGAGGGCAAGGUGCAGGUGAUCAAGGUUGACCCGACCGAGUACCGGUUCAAGCUGGCGCUCGUGCACCGCAACUACGAGGAGGUGUCCAUCAUUGCGUACCUGCAGCAGAAGGGCUACCCCGAGAUUGCACUGCACUUUGUGCGCGAUGACACUGCCCGGUUUGAGCUUGCUCUGGAACAGCCAAAGCCAUCUGACAAGCCGGCGUACUGGGACAAGUUCAGCCAGGAGGCCCUGCGGCGCGGCCACGUGCAGAUGGUCGAGCUUGCUUACCAGCGCAACAAGGCGUACGACCGCCUGUCGUUCCUGUACAGCGUCACCGGCAACAUCACCAAGCUGGGCAAGAUGCAGAAGAUCGCAGUCAUGCGCAACGACCUGCAGUCCCGUCUGCAGAACGCGCUGUACCUGGGCGAUGCCGAGGAACGUGUGCGCGUGCUGCGUGAGUCGGGACAGCUGUCACUGGCGUAUCUGACGGCCAAGACCCAUGGCCUGGCUGAGGAGGCCGAGGCCAUCCGCGAGGCGGCGGGUAUCGAUGAGGCCAGUAUUACUGGCGUGCCGACAAAGUCCAGCCUGCUGCAGCCAGCCACUCCGAUUUUGCCCGCAGCAGACCUUGACUGGCCGCAGCUGCGCGUCUCCAAGGGCAUCUUUGACGGCAAGUUCAACUUUGGCGACAAGGGCGCAGCCGGCCCGCAGCCAGGCAAGUCGCGUGUUGCUGACCUGGCCACCGCCGACGGCAACGAUGUCGAGGAGGAUGCCGGAGCCUGGGGCAUUGAUGAGGAUGACGAUGUCGCGGGCGAUAGCCGCGCUGCUGCCGCUGCUGGCCGGUUUGAUGACGAGGACCUGCUCGACGAUGAUGCCGAGGAGGGCUGGGGUCUGGAGGACGAGGGCGAGCUUGAUGCGGAGCUGACCGCCGAGGCCACAGCAGCGGCGGCGGCUGACUUUGUGGCACCCCAGCCUGGCACCAGCGAGCUGGAGCAGUGGUCGCGUAACUCCCAGCUUGCGGCCGACCAGAUCGCUGCUGGCAACUUUGAGCAGGCGAUGAAGCUGCUGCGCGACCAGGUCGGCAUUGUGUCGUUUGAGGCACUGAAGCCAGCGUUCCUGGAGAUCUACUCUGCCUCGCGUGCGGUGCUGACCACAACGCCGUCGUCGGAGCCCAUGCGUGCCGAGGCCACGCAGGCAUCGGAGUACCUGCCGGUGCAGAUCUACAGCCUGACGACGUCGCUGGAGCUCCUGCAGCAGGCGUAUCGCGAGAUGACUGCGGGCAAGUUUGAGGACGCACAGACCCUGUUCCGGCGCCUGCUGCUGUCGCUGAUAUUUGUUACUGUCGACUCGAGCGAGGAUGCCAAGGAAGUCAAGGAGCUGCUGCAGAUCUCGCGCGAGUACGUGCUGGCGUGCACUGUCGAGAUGGAGCGCGCGGCGCUGGCCAAGCAAGAGGCGGGCGAGGAGAACGACACGCGGGUGGUGGAGCUGGCGGCGUACUUUACGCACUGCCAGAUGCGCGCAGACCACGAGAAGCUGGCGCUGCGGUCGGCGAUGAACAUUGCCUACAAGGGCAAGUGCUUCAUUGCCGCCGGAGAGUUUGCCCAGCGGCUGCUGGAUCUGGUGCCGUCGCCAAAGAUUGCUGAUAGAGCACGCAAGAUCAUCGCUCUGUGCGACCGACAGAGCGUCAACACGCUGUCGAUCGAGUACGAUGCGCGCAACCCAUUCAGCCUGUGCGCAGCGUCCCACAAGCCGAUCAACCGCGGCGACGCCUCAGUCGAAUGCCCGUACUGCCAGGCUGUGUACACGCCCGAGUUCAACGGCAGCGUGUGCCAGGUGUGCCAGAUUGCCGAGGCUGCGUAGAGAUAUUUCGACCACUUUUCUUUCUCAUCUUACAAACAAAAUCCAACAGCUUCAGAAUUUAUUUGCCUCCAGCUCCUAGCCUAGAGCCUCUGGAUGACGACGGCGCUGGCGCCGCCGCCGCCGUUGCAGAUGGCGGCGCAGCCAAACUGGCCCGGCUUGAGCAGGUGGGUCAGCGUCACGAUGAUGCGCGAGCCCGACGAUCCAAUCGGGUGGCCCAGGGCGACGGCACCGCCAGCAACGUUGACGGUCUCGGGGUUCAGGCCGAGGAUCUUCUCGUUGACACGAGCAACAACGCUGAAGGCCUCGUUGAACUCCC
This is a messenger RNA of Linderina pennispora, 4289 nucleotides long. Its product is annotated as coatomer subunit alpha-2. NCBI's taxonomy places the organism in Eukaryota, Fungi, Kickxellomycota, Kickxellomycetes, Kickxellales, Kickxellaceae. Bases 461 to 3973 code for a protein of 1170 amino acids. Gene Ontology annotation, molecular function: protein binding; structural molecule activity. The record is from RefSeq and is a predicted model, not a curated record. Gene Ontology annotation, cellular component: COPI vesicle coat. The transcript is spliced from 8 exons. Gene Ontology annotation, biological process: intracellular protein transport; intra-Golgi vesicle-mediated transport; retrograde vesicle-mediated transport, Golgi to endoplasmic reticulum.